AUGGCACAAAAAUGGCCAAUCAAGAAACCCUGGUCACAAAGAUAUGAAUCUCUUAAAGGGGUUGAUCCCAAGUUUCUGAGGAAUAUGCUCUUUGCCAAGAAGCACAACAAGAAAGGCCUGAAGAAGAUGCAGGCCAACAAUGCAAAGGCAGUGAGUGCAUGUGCAGAGGCCAUCAAGGCACUUGUGAAGCCUCAGGCCAUCAAGCCCAAGAUUCCAAAGGGCCCCAGCUGCAAACUCAGCCGCCUGGCUUUCAUCACUCACUUCAAGCUUGGGAAGCAGAUUCGAGGCUACAUGACCAAGGGGCGUAGGCUCUGCCAGCCAAAGCCCAAGGUUCGAACUAAGGCAGAGGCCAAAGCUCCAGCUAAGGUCUAG
This is a messenger RNA of Apodemus sylvaticus (European woodmouse), 372 nucleotides long. Its product is annotated as 60S ribosomal protein L29-like. The record is from RefSeq and is a predicted model, not a curated record. The transcript has a single exon. Gene Ontology annotation, molecular function: structural constituent of ribosome. NCBI's taxonomy places the organism in Eukaryota, Metazoa, Chordata, Mammalia, Rodentia, Muridae. The coding region runs from base 1 to 372 and encodes 123 amino acids. Gene Ontology annotation, biological process: cytoplasmic translation. Gene Ontology annotation, cellular component: cytosolic large ribosomal subunit; ribosome.